Molecule: messenger RNA, 2796 nt
Organism: Exophiala xenobiotica
Lineage: Eukaryota; Fungi; Ascomycota; Eurotiomycetes; Chaetothyriales; Herpotrichiellaceae
Exons: 2
Coding region: 315-2147 (610 amino acids)
Cellular component (GO): Cdc73/Paf1 complex
Molecular function (GO): DNA binding; RNA polymerase II C-terminal domain phosphoserine binding
Source: RefSeq, a predicted model, not a curated record
CGUUUAAUGUCGAUGUUCUUACACUCACUCCAUUUCAGUGAAGACUACUCUUUGACUGUGAGGUGGUCGAACAUCUGCGGGCUGUUCUUGUCACUCUCUUUGGGUUUCUUCACUGCUCGCUUCUGUCCGAUUCCCUUGACCUUUUCUGCCACACCCACUACCACACCCGGGCAGGGAAUAAUAUCAAAGGUCACUUCUCUAGAAGUCACUACACCUUCCUCCGCCUCGUGCGCCACGACCGCCUUCCGCCUUCCGAUCUAGCACUCAAGAAAGACCGCCUUGGCUAAGCGUGAUUCUUUCAUCACUGCCUCACUAUGGCUGACAUCGAUGCUGAGCUGCUUGCACUCGCCGGAGGCGACUCCUCCGGUGAAGAAAGCAUGCCUUCUUCUCCCAAACCAAAAUCUCCCUCUCCACCUCGAAGCAAGAAACAGUCUCGAAGAUCACCAACUCCAGAUAUGGCUCGUAAGGGUAUCGCAAAGACCGUCAAGCGUCCUAGACGUCGCAAGGCAUAUUCCGAUGAUGAGGAUGAAGUGUCAUCGCUCUCUCGACAUUCAGAGUCCGCCUCUAUGUCGCAGUCGGAGGACGAAGCCGACUUUGACCCAGCAGCGGACAAACCAAUUUUCCCCUACGAAAAACUCUACUACGAUGCCGAAGAUAAAGCGCGGAUUGAGGCAAAACCUGAAAUUGAGAGAGAAGAGAUUUUGGCUCAGAGAAGUGAACAAGUUGAACGACAUGAACAAGAUCUAACUCUUCGCCGCCUCGUAGCUGCAAGAGCCCGAGAAGAAGCAAAGUCGGCAGCAAAGAACAAACGAAAGGCUAGCGCAGCUGACUUGGAAGACACCCAGCGCAAGAGUACUCGUCAACGUACCAAGGUCGGAGGCGGUAGAGCUGGAGAAGCAAGCAGCGCCAUUGAAGCAUAUAAACAACAACGCGCCGAAAAGAAUCUACGAGAGCAGCAGAGAAAGAGAGAUGGAUAUGUCAGAAAGUCCGCAUCCCCCGAAUUAGACUACAGCGAUGCAGACGCCGAGGCCGAAAGUGACAACGACUAUGACGACCGACGAUACAAGAGACGAUCUCCCAGUCCGCCAAGAGAUGAACCAAUCGCUGAACUCGCCGACAUACAACGAGCCAGAGUCGGUCGCGACAAUUUUGCGCAAGUGUGCUACACUCCAGGCUUUGAGGAAACCAUUACCGAUUGCUAUGCCCGUGUCUGCCUGGGUCCGGGUCGUGAUCCGAAGAUCAACGAGUAUCGACUUUGUCUCAUCAAAGGAUUCACAAAAGGCAAGCCCUAUGCGAUGAUCGGCUCGAAUGGAAGACCUUUCCCUGUCGACAAGUACAUCAUCGCCCGCCACGGCAAGGCAGAGAGACCAUGGUCUUUUCUCGAGUGCUCAAUGUCUAAAUUCACCGAGGACGAAUGGAGACGAUAUCGGGCAACCAUGGCUAACGAAGACUGCAAGCUUCCUACUAAAAAGUUCAUCAAUUCUAAGCUCGACCAAAUCAAUCGGCUGUUGGCACAUCGCUUCACUGAUCACGAAAUCACCGCGAGGAUGCAGGCGCAGAAUGAUCUAAUCGAGAAGAUUACGAGAAGCCGAGAGAAAGAGGAGCUAAAAGAGAGAAUCAAGGCAGCUAUCGCUGAAGGCGAUGACGAUCUUGCUGAAGAACUGGAGAACCAUCUGGCUAGCAUUGUUCCAAUGAAGUUGGCCUUCGGUACAAGUCUGUCUCGCGCAGAUUCGGGAGAGGUCAGUCAAGAACAAGAGCGCAUUGCGGAACUCAAUCGACGAAACCAGAGACUGAAUGCGGAGAACGUUCGAAAGGCGCAACUCGCUGAAAUGAGAGCAAGAAAGUCAAAGAAACAUCUGGCUCCUGGAGUUGACGAAUUAUUUGAGGGUGGGAGUGAUAUCAGUCGCGCAGGAACACCAGUCAACGGUACAGGGACGCCUAAGGUGGCAGCCAGUAUCUCCAGAGCCGAAACUCCAAAUCCCGUUACAAUCGCCAACGGCACUCCACGAAGUUCGACUCCAACAAUCAACGUCCUCAAGCCAGCGGCUGAAAAGAAGAAAGGACUGCCUGUUAUUCGCAAAGCCGCACUGGAUGAUGAGAUAUUGGCAAACAUGGAUCUUGGGAUUGACAUCGACAUCGACAUCUGAACAUGAGGCCCAGAUUAGACUUGUGCGGAAAGGAGCGAGAGAAUGUUUGCGAUGCUUCAUGCUGACCUGGGUCUCUCAGACUUUGGACUAGGAACACCACUUGAGCUGGGAAGAAGGCCCUUGACUGACGGCCGUCACGUUUACCAGAAUUGGAUCUCGGUGAACUUGGAGAAUACCUAAGUUGGUAUCACAUGCAAAUCAAUGUCCUUCAUUAUCCAGUGUGUCCUCGUUCUCGCGAGUGUCAAAGGCUCCCUCAGUUAAUCAACUCACCUGGUACGAGAUUGCCUCCGCUCCAACCCACCUGUCCUUGACUACCUAAGGCAGGUCUCAACAUGCUUUUAACUCUUACUCACCUCACCUUCAGCUGACCCUUCAAAUUGGCCCGGCCAAAGCCACAGCGCACAUAUGCGUCUCGAGUUUCUUAGCCGUUUGUUGUUGUCCCCGUCUCAGUUCAUCUCUUACCUUCAAUCUCUCGCAGUCAACCCCUCGCAUCAAUCUCUCACAUUACUCUCGAGGAGCAUUAACCGCUACGUCAAGCAUCCUUCCAAUACCAAUGCAACCAGUCUUCCCACAGGCAGCACGCAUCUACGAGUCUCUACUCUCAACGGUCAUCGAGUCUCCUAGUCUCUACACUCAGCCUACACUUCGC